Messenger RNA from Cydia pomonella (codling moth), 833 nucleotides. RefSeq names its product calphotin-like. The record is from RefSeq and is a predicted model, not a curated record. NCBI's taxonomy places the organism in Eukaryota, Metazoa, Arthropoda, Insecta, Lepidoptera, Tortricidae. The transcript has a single exon. Bases 28 to 720 code for a protein of 230 amino acids.
UGAAAGCCUAUUUUCUUUGCAGCAACCAUGAAAUUCCUGCUUAUUGUCGCUUCCCUCGUCGCCGUGGCCGUCGCUGGCCCGACCCGCGCCCUCGUCACCCCCGGAAGUGGUUCCGCGCCUAUCGUGGAUGCUGAAUCCCCUGUCAUCGCUGGACCUGCGCUGAUUGAGAGCCCCAUCUCUGUCGGACCUGCCCUAGUUGAGAGCCCCAUCUCUGUCGGACCUGCCCUAAUUGAGAGCCCCAUCUCUGUCGGACCUGCCCUGGUUGAGAGCCCCAUCUCCGUUGGACCCGCCUUUGUCGACACCCCCAUCGUCGGUGAAAGCCCCGUCUUCGCUGAGCUCCCCAUUGUUGUUGACGCUCCCGUCGUGAACCCCAGCCCCGUUGCUGUUGCUCCCGUCGAGGCUGAGUCCGCCUCCUCUGCGGCCGCUCCCCUGGUUCAGAUCAUCUUGAACAUCAACCAGGCUGUCGCCCCCGAGACCCCUGCUCUCGUGCCCUCUCCCGUCGUCGUCGAGGAGUCUCCCGUCUUCGCCGAGCUCCCCAUCGUGGUCGACACCCCCGUUGCCCCUGAGCCCGUCCAGAUCGUCGACACCCCCGUCGAGGCCCCCAUCGUCGUGCCCGCUCCCAUCGUAGUUGAGCCCCAGCCCAUCGAGCUGCCCGCCCCCGUGCUGCCCGCUCCCAUCGAGGUCGCCCCCGUAAUCACCCUCCCCGACAUCCUGAACUGAACAAAAAACCUCACAUUUUAACUUCUGUAUAGGCUAACCAUCCCUUUACCUUUUAAUACGGUGGCAAUAAACUGUAACGUGACAUUCUUAAUAAAUGAUUUAUUAACUUAGUA